Culex quinquefasciatus (southern house mosquito) is the source of this 1456-nucleotide messenger RNA. RefSeq lists its product as uncharacterized. Lineage: Eukaryota; Metazoa; Arthropoda; Insecta; Diptera; Culicidae. The record is from RefSeq and is a predicted model, not a curated record. Gene Ontology annotation, cellular component: mitochondrial inner membrane; nucleus. Gene Ontology annotation, molecular function: single-stranded DNA endonuclease activity; metal ion binding; nucleic acid binding. The transcript is spliced from 2 exons. Gene Ontology annotation, biological process: apoptotic DNA fragmentation. The coding region runs from base 160 to 1398 and encodes 412 amino acids.
GAUAUUUCCGUCCGAGUGCGCUACUGACUUGCUUGAUAAGGGAGCUAUCAAAAGGGGGCUCGUGAUGUCUUUUUUGUAAUCGGACAAUCAAUCAGAUGUACCCAUGGUCUCGGGAAGAUAUAAGACGAUGUCCGUAUCGCUGCCGCCUGCAGUUCAACAAUGAAGACUUUCCUGUGCGUUGUUCUUGGGUUGGUGUUCGCCGUUGAAGGGAGAGAUCUGCUCCUGCAAGAGACGAGAUCGGUUAGGUUUGCUCCAACAUGCUCGCUCAACAUCAACAAUCAGCUGCCGAUCCCGCAACCACUGAUCCUUCAUACAGGCACGGAUCAGUUUCGCUAUCCGACCUCGAACAAUCGUCUUCUCCAGCUGAAUGCUGGAGAAACGGUUGAGCUCGCCUGUGACAACGGAUUCAACCUGGCACCCGCCAAAAACACAAUCAUCGUAUCGUGUGUGUUUGAUCAAACGUUCAACUACGACAGCACCAUGUAUCAGUUCCAGGAAUUCUCGUGCACACGAAACUGGUACAGUUCAGCACGCGAUACUAACGAGGCAUGUAAUCAAGGUGCCACGAUCAUCGAGAUCGGGUUUGAAUUGGGAACGCGCUUCCCCAAGAUCAUGGACAUCUGUCACAAUAGCGAAUCCUUUGAAAAUCACUGGGUCAAGCACGAGUUCCGUCGGGCUCACGCUGGAUACCAGCAGGGAGUUGCACGACCUUCCUGGUACCAGGGAGAAUUCUACCCAGGGGUCAACGUCAACACACUGUACACGAUCGUUCGUCAACGGCAAACGAUCGCUGAGAUUCUGAACUCACAGACACUCGCCGAUGAUAUCGUGGGGGACACCAGCAAUGGAGUUUACAUGGCCAGAGGUCACAUCGCUGCACGGGCAGAUUUUAUCUACGCCACCCAUCAGAACGCCACUUUCUGGUUCUUGAACGCCGCUCCGCAGUGGCAGAACUUCAACGAUGGGAACUGGCUAAAGAUCGAGGACAGCACACGGAACUUUGUCGCGGCACGUAACAUUCGGGUGACUGUUUAUGGAGGAACUUACGGUGCCCAUACGCAGACCGAUGUCAACGGAGACCAGCAGCCAAUCUUCCUGGACUUCGAUCGCAACGGCGUUCAACGGCUACCGGCGCCAAAAAUCUACUACAAGAUUCUUCACGACGAGCAAAACAAAGCUGGAAUUGUGCUAAUCGGAGUCAACGAUGUCCACAUAACUUCAAUGGACCAAAUCCGCAACGAAUACAUGUUCUGCGAAGACAUUGGCGACAAGGUCAGCUGGAUCAACUGGGACAGGUUCAACCUGCGACGUGGAUUCUCCUACGCUUGCGAAGUCAACGAAUUUCUCAGGAAAAUUGGCCACCUGCCAGAGCUGGACGUUCCCAAUUUACUCAUCUAAGAUAAAUAAAUAAAAAUUUCUGUUCUGUUUCAACCCCAAAAGAAUGUACCGCACUGAA